CCCUUUUUUCUCUGGAGUGUCAAUUGUGUUCUCUCUUUACCCUUUACACCCAAUAGCAAUAACAUAACAUGAAUGGCUAUGGACAGGAAAACUCACUCUGCUAUUUCCAUCCCAAAGAAGUUGUUGUUGGGGUUUGUCAUCUCUGCUUGAAUGAGAGGCUUCUUAUCUUGGCUGCAAAGCAGGGUCAGCACUCCUCCACUAGAGCCAGCCGCUGGAUUAAUGGCCCUGCCACCAAGAAGCCACCCAUCACUCUCCCCAAGAUCUUUGCCAUGGGUUCAUUUCUCCACCGUCUUGAUUUCCGGCGUUCUAAAUCCAGUUCUUCUGAUGAUCUUGAAACUUCAACAAGUCAAGAAGACUCCUUUAUCUCAAUAAAGUUUGAGGAGAAUGGCAUGGCCUCAUGGGAAAAGGGCACAAUUUCUAAGGUCUCUCUUGAGCAUUGCAGCAUGUCUAAGAACCCACCCUUAACCAAGGAGACCAACAAGAGUGUCAUAGAGCAUCCAAGGCCGCACGCCCAGCUUAGGUGGCGCAAGCGGGUUGCUCACAUGUUCCAGCUCAUGAGGUGGAAGAGGUCCAACAAGGGCAAUGUGAGCACCAAGGUUGAGGGAGUCAAGGUCAGGAAGGGUUGGAUGAGGACUUUUGCGAAGAGAAAAUAAGAAAGAGUAAAAGUGGUUUAAUUUUGCGUAUGUAAAAGGAAAAGCUUUUCCUCCUCCAUACCCACAGUUAUGUCUUUGGGGCUCAUUUGGGAAUGCAGAGUGCUACAUUUCUUUAGAAGGUAGAGUCAAAAUGUACUUUUAUCAUUCUUACAAAUUGCUUUGGCUUGUAAAGCUAAUGGGCUUGUAUUUCACUUUUGAUUUUGGUAAAUACUACUAAGCUGUAAAGGGGGUUCAAUUGUUUACCGGGUGCCUUGCUUUCAGAGUACCGUAAACAAAGGCAGAUACCUUAU
Rubroshorea leprosula is the source of this 943-nucleotide messenger RNA. NCBI's taxonomy places the organism in Eukaryota, Viridiplantae, Streptophyta, Magnoliopsida, Malvales, Dipterocarpaceae. The record is from the annotation of a GenBank genome assembly.